AUGCCGUUCAAACCACCUGAAGUAGCUAAAUGCCCAAAAUGCAAUCAGAAUGUCUACGCUGCCGAAGAAGUCCCAGCAGCUGGAAAGAAAUUUCACAAGAUGUGCUUUAAAUGCGGUCUUUGCAAGAAAAUGCUUGAAUCAACAACACUUGCUGAGCAUGACGGCAAUCUCUUCUGUAAACAAUGUUACGCUCGUAAAUUUGGCCCGAAAGGUGUAGGAUUCGGCGGCGGAGCAGGUACCCUUGGCAUGGAUACCGGUGAGCAUCUUGGCAAUAAAUCAGGCUCUGAGAUGUCGAAUAAACCCAACUAUGCCCCACCCCCUGGUGCUAGUUCACAUGAAUAA
This is a messenger RNA of Adineta ricciae, 342 nucleotides long. Lineage: Eukaryota; Metazoa; Rotifera; Eurotatoria; Adinetida; Adinetidae. The record is from the annotation of a GenBank genome assembly.